AUGGCGUCGAAAUUACACCAGAGACUCGACCGUUAUGUGUUUCACUGUGUUAGGAGAAAAAAGAUGAGUUUAAGAAUGUUUGAAAAUAUGAUCAAACGUUGCACAUCCUACAGAGCCCCUCCUGGCCUAGCACAUCCUACAGACCCCAUCAUCACAACACAUCCUACAGAGCCCCUCUCCUGGCCCACAGUACAUCCUACAGACCCCAUCAUCCUGGCCCACAGACAUCCUACAGAGCCCCCACCAUCCUGGCCCACAACACAUCCUACAGACCCCAUCAUCCUGGCCCAGCAUCCUACAGAGCCCACCAUCCUGGCCCCACAGUACAUCCUACAGAGCCCCACCAUCCUGGCCCACAGUACAUCCUACAGAGCCCCACCAUCUGUUGCACAUCCUACAGAGCCCAUCAUCCUGGCCCUACACAUCCUAGAGCCCCACCAUCCUGGCCCCGUACAUCCUACAGAGCCCAUCAUCCUGGCCCCACAGCACAUCCUAGAGCCCCCACCAUCCUGGCCCCUGCACAUCUACAGAGCCCAUCAUCCUGGCCCUAACACAUCCUACAGAGCCCCACCAUCCCUGCCCCAACACAUCCUAGAGCCCCACCAUCCCUGGCCCCAGCAUCCUACAGAGCCCCAUCCCCUGGCCCCUAGUACAUCCUACAGAGCCCAUCAUCCUGGCCCACACAACACAUCCUACAGAGCCCACCAUCCUGGCCCACAGUACAUCCUACAGAGCCCCCACCAUCCUGGCCCACAACACAUCCUACAGAGCCCCACCAUCCUGGCCCACAGUACAUCCUACAGAGCCCCACCAUCCUGGCCCACAACACAUCCUACAGAGCCCAUCAUCCUGGCCCACAACACAUCCCUGAGCCCCACCAUCCUGGCCCACAGUACAUCCUGCAGAGCCCCAUCAUCCUGGCCCCCAACACAUCCUACAGAGCCCAUCAUCCUGGCCCCAAACACAUCCUGA
Molecule: messenger RNA, 972 nt
Organism: Homarus americanus (American lobster)
Lineage: Eukaryota; Metazoa; Arthropoda; Malacostraca; Decapoda; Nephropidae
Product: protein TRACHEARY ELEMENT DIFFERENTIATION-RELATED 7A-like
Exons: 3
Coding region: 1-972 (323 amino acids)
Source: RefSeq, a predicted model, not a curated record